Messenger RNA from Acytostelium subglobosum LB1, 1821 nucleotides. RefSeq lists its product as hypothetical. The transcript is spliced from 2 exons. The record is from RefSeq and is a predicted model, not a curated record. The coding region runs from base 1 to 1821 and encodes 606 amino acids. Lineage: Eukaryota; Evosea; Eumycetozoa; Acytosteliales; Acytosteliaceae.
AUGACCAACCAUGAUGAUGUUGACAAUAGUAACAACCUAUUGAUACAUACUUCCUUCUUAUCAACCUUUGGUGAGAAAUCAGCGAAGAAGUUACCUUCAUCAAUCACUGAGCUGACAAUUGCUAGACAUGGCGUUAAUCCGAUUAGACCACAAUCGUUACCAGAGUCACUGGUUAUACUUAGACUUGGAGCGCACUUUAAUCAAGCAUUCGAGCCACACUCUUUACCAGACUCAUUAACAGACUUAAGGUUUGGGUAUCAGUUCAAUCAACAAUUGACAUUGGGCUGCUUGCCAACCAGUCUUACCAAGCUGUACUUUGGACGACACUUUAACCAACCUCUGAGGGAACAUGUGUUGCCAGACUCGUUACUUGACCUCACAUUGGGCUUUGACUUUGACCAGCCUCUUGGACAGGGCGUGCUACCCAACUCUCUGGUGCGACUCAAGCUGAGCUACUUGUAUAGGCAACAACUCGUCACGCCUCCAUCGCUCACCGAGUUGCAUUUUCGACACUACUUUGGGCGUGAGCUCGUGACCGACAUGCUCAAUGACUCGCUCACCAAGCUAACAUUGGGCUCCCAAUUCCAAUGUGAACUUGAGCCUGGACUGCUCCCCUCAUCACUGCGCACACUACAUCUAUAUUGCAACUACAGUCACAACUUACUAAUGGGCUCUUUGCCUGAGGGCCUGGAAGACCUGUCACUUGGGUCAUCAUUCAAUCAUCCUAUACUGCCAGCCAUACUUCCCCAGAGUCUCAUCAAGCUUGUCUUUAGCGAUUGCUUUGACCAGCCAAUCUCGCCAGGUAGUCUGCCGGCCUCCCUAAAGGAUAUUACAUUUGGAAUGAACUAUAACCAACCGCUUGUGCCAGGUGCCCUUCCACAUGCUCUACAACGUCUACAGUUUGGAAUGAGCUUCAAUCAAUCGAUCAACAGAGUGACCAUGUCACAAUCACAUGGAGGAGAGAUUGACAUGCCAGUGUUGCCAUUGCCAGUGUUGCCAUCAUCAAUCACCGAUCUUAAGUUUGGAUAUGAGUUCAACAUGUUGAUCGAACCAGGAUCAUUGCCAACAUCACUCACUAGUCUGGAGUUUGAUGAUGUAUUCAAUCAAGUCUUGGAGAUUGGAACAUUCCCAUCGUCAUUGACGAUUCUAACUUUCCAUGAUGAGUUUGAUCAGCUGCUACAACCUGGUACUCUGCCACUCUCUCUAAAGACUUUGAUCUUGGGUGACUCAUUCAAUCAAAUAAUCGGUCCAGACGUGCUACCUCUCAACCUAACAACAUUAGUACUUGGAUUGUUCUACAGCCAAUCAAUGCCAUACCUGCCACAAUCAAUCACUCAGUUGACCGUCAGCUUCUCCUUUGAUACGGAACCAUUCAUCCACCAAUGGAGCAUUCCAGAUUCUCUACACACCCUCAGCAUCGCCAACAUCUCAUCACAGAUUGAUAUACUUGGUCAUUGUCCAGGAUUGAGACAUAUGAUCAUCUCGGACAUUGGCAAUGCUCAUCAAUUGAUUGGACGUCAUCGUGAUGAUGAAUCUAUUGUGCUGGAUCUUGUCAAGCCUCUGACCACACUUGAUAGCCUGGUCCUAAAUGGACGCCUGGAACAUUUGGAAGACCUAUCAAGUAUACUCAACUUCUUUGCACCAUUGGAUGUGCCAUGCAUCCGAAUCAAGCUGGUUGACGAUGACAUGCUCCUACAUGCCCAAAUCCGCUACAUUGGCGCUGACUACUAUCUCGUGAUCAAUCACAAGUUGGAAGGUGGAGUGAUGCGCUCCCACCAAAUCGUCGGGUUCCUCAAAACAAUCCAGGUGGAAACUGACUAG